Messenger RNA from Osmerus eperlanus (European smelt), 3454 nucleotides. Its product is annotated as mucin-5B-like. The transcript is spliced from 25 exons. Gene Ontology annotation, cellular component: extracellular matrix. The record is from RefSeq and is a predicted model, not a curated record. NCBI's taxonomy places the organism in Eukaryota, Metazoa, Chordata, Actinopteri, Osmeriformes, Osmeridae. Bases 71 to 3454 code for a protein of 1127 amino acids. Gene Ontology annotation, molecular function: protein binding.
GGUGACAGUAUAUAUUCCACUAAGAAUAGCAAGUCUAUUCAUCAGUCUUGGGGCAUCAGACAUCAUAAGGAUGGCUCUUAGAUGGAUGAAACCAUGGCUUGCUCUCUGUUUUGGAUUAUAUGCUGCACAGAAAGGAGUUCUCUCCUCUGACAGUGGACAUGUAUGCAGCACAUGGGGGUACUACCACUUCAAGACCUUUGAUGGAGAUUUCUUCCAGCUUCCCUCCUCUUGUAACUAUGUCCUGACAUCCCUGUGUAAGGGCGAUUAUGAGGAGUUCUACAUCCAGCUACAGCGUGGUGAAGUAAAUGAUCAUCCCAUCAUUAAAAAGGUCACCAUUAAGCUGGAAGGGACAUUGGUGGAGCUGUCCAACAACUCAGUCAGUGUGGAUGCGAAAAGAGUCACCAUUCCAUUUAGUCAGUCUGGACUGUUGAUUGUCAAGGCACAAUCUUACAUCAAGAUCACGGCAAAGUUAGGUUUUGUCGUCAUGUGGAAUGAAGAUGAUGCCCUCUGGGUUGAAAUGAACACCAAAUUCAGGAAUCAGACUUGUGGACUGUGUGGUGACUUCAAUGGGGUUCAAACCAAUGAAAUGGUCCCAGACAAUGAUAACCGUCCAAACCUUGAAUUUUAUGGUAAAAAGUGGAACACAGACAGCUUCAAGGAAACCUGCAAGGAAGACUCUCCUCUGUCUCAACUUAAAUGUGAAAAUCAGACAGGACAAUGCGAGCACCUGCUGUCGGAUCCUGCCUUCAACAGCUGCAAAGACGUGAUAGACACAAAGUCCUUUAUCAAGGCCUGUGAGAUGGAUUUGUGCUACUGUACCAGUAGAAAUGUCUCUUGUCAGUGUCUAACCAUGUCCGAGUACUCCCGCCAGUGUGCCCAUACAGGGGGAAAACCCCCAAACUGGAAGACUGCACAGCUCUGCCCAAAAAAAUGUCCUCUGAACUUGGAGUACCAGGAAUGUGGCAAUGCCUGCACUGACACCUGCAGUAACCAACACAGACACAACUUGUGUGAAGACCAUUGCAUUGAUGGCUGCUUUUGUCCUGCUGGAACGGUCUAUGAUGAUAUUACUCAGCAUGGCUGUGUUCCUGUAAACCUGUGCUCCUGCCUCCACAAUGGAAAGUCUUACAGUCCUGGAGAAUCCUACUCAAGAACUUGCCAAAAAUUUACCUGCGCUAACGGCAAGUGGAGUCGUGAAUAUCUGGACUGUCCAGGCACCUGCUCUAUAAAGGGAGGUUCUCACAUCACCACCUAUGAUGGCAAAGACUACACUUUUCAUGGAGACUGCUCUUAUGUUCUGUCAAAGCAAACCAAGGGCCAGGAUUUCACCGUCCUUGGUGACAUAGUAAAAUGUGGAAAGUCUAACAUUGAAACUUGCCUGAAGUCAGUAACUUUGGUUACACAAGGGGAUAUGACGGUUUUGAUUGAAGAAAGUGGAGUCUUUGUCAAUAAAGUUUUUUCUCCAAUGCCUCUUUGGAUAGCUAAUUUAACAAUCUUCAAGCCCUCUACAUUCUACAUUGUCGUGCAGACAAACUAUGGGCUUCGUUUUAAGGUUCAAUUAGUACCAUUGAUGCAGGUCUAUAUCACAGCUGAUGUUUCCCACAAAGGGAAAAUGAAGGGCCUUUGUGGAGAUUUUAAUGACGUUGAGGCCGAUGAUUUCAAAAUAAUACAUGGAAUGAUUGAGGGGACUGCUGUGACUUUUGCUAACACUUGGAAGACCGAAACAAGCUGCCCUGAUGUGACCAAUGUGUUUCAUAUUCCUUGCACCAUGAGUUCUGAAAAAGAAAAGUAUGCCAAACACUGGUGUUCCAUGCUGUCAAAAAAAAACGGAAUAUUCUCUGAAUGUCAUUCUCAAGUAAAUCCAGAGAGUUAUGAGGAAUACUGCAUGUACGACAGCUGUACCUGUGAAAAGAGUGAGGACUGCAUGUGUGCAGCGGUCUCCUCCUAUGUCCAUGCGUGUGCUGCGGCCGGUGUCAUCCUACAAGGAUGGAGAAACACCACCUGUGGUGGUUACACAUCACACUGCCCGGGAACUAUGGUAUAUGACUACAGCAUGACAAGCUGCGGUCGCACCUGUCGAUCACUCAGCCAAACCGAUGCAGCAUGUGAGGUAGACUUUGUGCCUGUGGAUGGGUGUGGCUGUGCCGAAGGAACUUAUUUAAACGAAAAGGGAAAUUGUGUCCCUGCCUCAGAGUGCCCCUGCUACUAUAGAGAAAAAACACUGUCCCCUGGGCAGAGACUCGAUACUUAUGAGGCUACUUGCUUUUGUCACAAUGGUAAAUUAAGCUGUACAGGAACAACAAAACAAAUAUCAUGCAGCAAACCAAAGGUGUUCUUCAACUGCACAAGGUCUAGAAUCAAUGAAAAGGGCUCAGAAUGCCAGGAGAGCUGUCAAACACAAACAGAAUGUGUCAGUAAAGAAUGCAUCUCAGGCUGUGUGUGUCCUGAAGGCCUGUUGUCUGACGGUAACGGUGGCUGCACUGAGGAGGAACACUGUCCCUGUUCACACAACGGGGUCGUUUAUCAGCCUGGAAACGUAAUCCAAGAGGACUGCAAUGUCUGUGUUUGCAUGGGAAGAAACUGGCAAUGUUCGAAAAAUGAGUGUAGCGCGACCUGUUCCAUUUAUGGGGAUGGACAUUACAUCACUUUCGAUGGCAGGAGUUUCUCUUACGAUGGCAAUUGUGAAUAUACACUUCUACAGGACAUGUGCAGCAACAAUGCAAACGGAACCUUUAGCGUGACUACACAGAACAUACCUUGCGGAACCACUGGUACAACCUGUUCCACCGCUAUCAAGCUCUUCUUAGGGAACAAAGAGUUAUUUUUCUCAGAGGAAAAUAUUCAAGUCCUCAAACAAAACAGUGGAACAGAUGUUUCCUAUAAGGUCCACACUAUUGGUUUAUUCUUGGUUGUUGAAAUUAGCAAUGGACUGAUCCUCAUAUGGGACAAGAAGACAACUCUGUUCAUUAAAAUUGCCCCCACAUUCAAGGGAAAAGUCUGUGGUCUGUGUGGAAACUAUGAUGGAAAUGCAAAAAAUGACUUCACAACCAGAAAUCAAGCGGUGGUGGUGGACCCUGUUGAGUUUGGAAACAGCUGGAAAGUGUCUCAAAGUUGCCCUAAUGCAGUUACUGUAAAAGACCCUUGUACUUCACAACCACAUCGAAAGGCUUGGGCUUUGAAACACUGCAGCAUCAUUAAUAGUGAUGUAUUUAAACCCUGCCACUCACAGGUGAAUCCUACAGAGUACUACAAGGCCUGCGAGAGAUACUCAUUCUGUCAUGUUUUGAGAAACAGGAACACAGCCGACGGUACAUACAUCAGCAGUAACAACUCCGACAGUUACAACUCGGACAGUUACAACUCCGACAGUUACAACUCCGACAGUUACAACUGCUCAGACAACACUCGAGACAACAACCACCUUAACAUCUACAACUGUGCCAACAACAACUAG